This is a messenger RNA of Pteropus alecto (black flying fox), 4746 nucleotides long. It is a transcript of the gene CUNH5orf24, whose product is annotated as chromosome unknown C5orf24 homolog. The record is from RefSeq and is a predicted model, not a curated record. Lineage: Eukaryota; Metazoa; Chordata; Mammalia; Chiroptera; Pteropodidae. Bases 301 to 867 code for a protein of 188 amino acids. The transcript is spliced from 2 exons.
CUCGCGAGUUCGCGCACGUCCCUCCCCUAGCAGCACAGGGCUGUGGCGGCCUCUUCCUCUUGCGUCCGGGGCAGGACCCGGAGCAGUGGUCGCGGCCGGAGCCGGGAGCCAGCGGCCGGAGCCGAGAGCCAUCGUCCACCUCGCUGCUGCCGCCGCUCUAUCUGUCUGCCUCUGUCUUGGGCUCUUCCUCGCGCAGUGCAGAGGCGGCGGGCUGGGAAGGAAGCGGCGCCAGCGUGAGGUUCCCAGCCGAUGGGCAGCCCCUGGGCGCGCUGAGGGGCCGGGCUACUAGCCGCUGAGAAAAUGAUGCAUCCUGUUGCCAGCAGUAAUCCUGCUUUCUGUGGGCCUGGCAAGCCUUCCUGCCUAAGUGAAGAUGCCAUGAGAGCUGCUGAUCAGUUUGACAUAUAUUCCUCCCAGCAAAGCAAGUACAGCCACACAGUCAGCCACAAACCAAUGGCUUGUCAGAGGCAAGACCCAUUAAAUGAAACGCAUUUGCAGACUACAAGUGGCAGAAGCAUAGAGAUAAAAGAUGAACUAAAGAAAAAGAAAAAUCUCAAUCGAUCUGGUAAGCGUGGCCGGCCUUCGGGAACCACCAAAUCAGCAGGAUACCGGACCAGCACAGGCAGACCCCUGGGAACCACCAAAGCAGCUGGAUUUAAGACAAGUCCAGGCAGACCUUUGGGUACAACCAAAGCUGCGGGAUACAAAGUCAGCCCAGGGAGACCUCCAGGUAGCAUUAAAGCUCUAUCCCGUCUUGCUGACCUUGGUUAUGGCUGUGGCACUGCUGCUUUUCCUUACCCUAUGAUGCACGGCAGAGCAGUUCAUGGGGUAGAGGAAACCAGCAGUGAAGUCAAGCCACCCAAUGAGUGAAUGAGGCAGGAAAGGAAGGCCAGGUUUAGAAGGAAGAUUGUGAAUAAUCCCAAAGCUUCUUGGUUUUAUUUUGCCAUACACGAUUUUAUGGCCUGCGCUUUCCAAAUUUGUUUUCUCAUUUGUUUUUCCCCCCCUUGCUUUUGCUCAGAAACUGCCAUAUGCUGACAGAUGCACUCAGGGCAUGAGCAGUGGCAUUGAAUUUGUACAUAGAUUUAAGUGUAACACCUAACUGAAUCAUUUUUGCUUUUCCUUUAGAGUUAUGGUUGUGUCUUGUAUUUUGUUACUACUUUUGGGCCAUUCUAAAUAGAUGAUUUAUGUGCUAAAUAAUAAACCUUUAUACCUGUUAGUUUGUGAAGUAAGCCUACAAUAUAAUAAAGAUAAUAUCUAAGGUAUUUUUAACUGAAAGAACAAAGCAAACUAAUGAUUCAGGAUUUUUUGAGGUAUGGCUGUGAGUUUUUGUAACAUUUAUUUUCACGAGACAGGACAUAAAUAUUUGUAUGCUUUGGCAUUUACAUAGACUUCAGAUAUUAAAAAUCUUAUUUUUAAUGUUCUAGGUUUAAGCAACUUCUUAUUUAUUGAUCUAAAUGACAUUACUUGAUUUAACCAUUGUUCCUACAGGAAUUCUUUAGUGUUUGCCUUUCACCAAUGAUAGGUUGUGUAUUUUUUAAUUGCCUAUAUACCAAGAGCAUAUAUACCAAACACUACAAACAAUUCAUAUUUACAAGAAAAUUAAACUUUUUAAUAAAAACUGCACAUUACAUUUUUGGUGAAAUAUAAUGCAUUCUGAGAAUAGCAUAUUUAAUAUAUUAGAAAAAGAAACAUUCUUAAGGUCUGCAUGUAGCUAUAUCCACUACAUUUUGCCUUUCAUAUAGUUUUAAAGCAUUAUGCUUAAAAGAUUAUCGUUGUUCAUUUAUUAAGAAUGUUUUUUAUUUUUUUCCUGAGAAAUUGUCCCAUUGUAUUAGCACUUACUAUGGUUUCAGGUUUAUAUCUACCAAAGGACACGAAUUGAAUGGUAGACUGUAAAACUGAUAUAAACAAAAUGCAGUUUUCUGAGUGUCAGAACACAAAUUAAGAAAUAUACAGGAAUCCAUCUAUGCAUGAAAUGUACAAAAUAUGUUGGUUAGUUUAAUUAAAAAUCUAAUUGUGGCUCCAGUGAGACCACUUCAUCCAAAAGGAAAUUUUUUCCAAGUGUUUGCUUUAGAAGCAAGAUAAAUAGAAAAGAAAAAAAGUAUUGGGUAGAUAUGUAUAUUAGGGACAGAGGGAAAUCUCUUCUCCAUUUCCGAAAGUAAUAUUCUUUGUUAAUAUACAUUUUAUUUAUUCUGAGUUUGUUCUAAAUAAACUAUUAUAAACUCUGGAUUUGAAAGAAAAUUCCACUGAACUUUAAAGUUCCAAUGUAUGUAUUUGCGAUUGUAAAUGCCUUUGAGAUUAUUAUGUAGAUUUGCAGGACCCAGAAGCUUUUAAAAUAAUUAAAAGUUUAAAAAGGCGCAUAUUGUGUUGUUUGGGCUUGCUCUCAGUUAAUGCAAACUCUGAUUGCAAAUGGAUGUCAUGUUUCGUACCUUUUUUAUCAGGAAAAAAGCAGCAAGCCUUCAGGUGUUCCAGUGAUGCCUGACACAAUGAGCUGGACUUUAUGCUGCUCUUUACAGUAAGAGGUGUUGCAUUGUAUGUGGGGACUGUGUGCACUGGCAUCUAAGACAGUGACCUCAACAAUGUUAGCUUUGCACAAACCAUAGAGAACAAUCUUGGAUGACUACAUAAUCAGUUGUAACAUUCUGGCAGCUAAAUUGUUACAAGAGUUUCUUCUUUCAGAAGCUUACAAUAUAAAAUUUUAAUAAUUUACUCAAAACAGUGUAACUUCUGACACACACAAAAGCUUACAUCUUUAUUCAUAUGUUUACCCACUUUUAUUACGUAUCUGUCAUUUAGCUAUUUCUCAAGAUGAUGUUCAGCAGUUGGCUGCUUAGAAAUCCUCUUUUGAUCCUAAAAACAGUUGAAUUAAAUGUUCUAUCUUGUAAUAAUAUAAACUGCUGUCAAGGACUUGGUUGCUUGUUGUUUUUGCUAUGUCUGUUUGACAUCCCCUUUCAGUUUAUUUUGAUUCCUGAUUUUGUUACACAUAACCUUCCCUUUCUCCCUUGCCUUUCCUGCAUUCAUUCUCCUCCUUUCCCCAUCCUCCAGCACAUCUACUUAGUGGUGCUGUGCUGUGUGUCAGAAGAUAAAGCAGGUGUAUUAUUGUAUAAUGAAUUUUGUAUACAUGUUAAUGAAAUGGUGAAAUCAACUAAAGGAAGUAUGUUCAUAACAGUGUUUAUUAAUAUCAGGAUCUAUGUCCCAGGAAAAAAAUCAGGCAAAUGGCUAUAGUUGUGAUGGGAUAAUAUCGUUUAGAAAGCUGAAUUUUCUGUUCACGGGAGCAGUAUUAGAUCUGUAUGCUGAUGAGCAUCUGAUUCUACUUCCUUUUCUCUUUGUGAACAGUUUAUUGGUGCCAUGCUGAAGAGAAAGACAUCUAAGUGAUAAUUCUUUAAAAUAUAAAAUAUUUUUACUUCUCUAUAAUCUAAAGAUUACAUCGUGCAUCUUUUGUAACACUGUCUCUUGUCAUGAUAAACACUGAAAUAGCAUGUUAAACAAAUGCCUAUACUUUAAUAAUCAGUUGGAGAAAACUGGCCUUUUCCUCCCAUUGUAUGAUUAUUCCUUUAAAGGUAAAUUGCUAAUUUUAUAUUGUGUAAUUUUCUUCCUCACAAAACAGGUUUCACUAUUCUAUAUUAAAACUGUUGGUCAGAAAAUAAUGUGUUCAAGAAAGUUUGCUUUACUUUUUUCUUUCAAAAAAUAUUUUAACAUGUCUUAUUUAUUAUAUUAACAUAAGGAGCUAAGACAGAUGAAAUUUUCAUUUUUUGACAUAUAAUCUUGCAUAACUAAUCUUUAGUAUGGGAUGAUUUUGAUACUAUCUUUGGAGUUUUGCACUGGAUAUUAAAAAAAAUUCUGGUACAUUGUAUUGGAAGAAAAGUAUUUGCUUAAUUUUUAAUAUUUGGGGACAUUUUUAAAAUCAGUGUUUCAAUUAGACUAAAAAAUUCUUUAUAUUUUUAUUUGCUUUUUAAAAUAAACAUCUGUUAAUGUAAUAUUCAUUCCAAACUGAUGUUUGUGUGACUCUACAUGUAUAUUUUCAUGAAAUAAGAAUAGGGUUUGAAUUGAGGAAAAAAUUAUCCGGAUCCAUUUAUUAGGUUAAAAGUGAUCCAUCCAGUCCAUCCAGUGUAAGAAAAAAAAAACAACAAAACCUCUUUUAUAUUCUAAGAAGCUUUAAAAGAACAAUUCAGGGGCCAUUGAUAACUGCUACUCUGUCAGUCAUUGUCUCUAUAUGCAGUAAAACUUUAUGAUCCCUUUAUAGUGAAAUAUAGAAAUUCUCAACAGUUGUUCAAAACUUUUUUUUCUUGGAUAUGAAAUAUUUUAAUGCUAUUAGGUUUCUGUUUUUAUUAUAGCUUAACUAUAUCCUAUUAAACUCUAGGGUGUAUCUAAAUCUUUCCUUUGCUUUUUCCUCUCCACUCCCAAGUAGAUAAUUCUGUACUCUCACAUAUAAUCUAUUUAAUUUUUGGAAAAUUUAAUGCUAUAGCAAAUCAAGUAUGUGACUUAUAGUAAUCAGACCACUUUGAUUCUUUAAGUUUCACAAUUUCCUUUUUCCACAGAUAAUUAUGGAGAAGAUAAUUACCAAUUAACUGAUAUAAGCACGCUGUCCUCUGCUGUAAAAAGUCUGAAUAGAUACUGUGUAUGAUUUUAUGUCCAUGAACUUGAGCUACUCGUGUGCAAUUAUGUGUAUGGGAAUGGAGUAGUGUUCAUGAUUUGUAUCUACAUUAUCAUAUGGAUGUAUAUUUAUUAAUAAAGUCAUUACUUAAAAAACAA